AUGGCACACAAUCAAGUAACCAGAAAGGCAGAUGUUGACUGGGCUGCAAUGGUCGAUGUCGUCGAGGAGCAACUCACCAACUUCCCAGUAGGGUUCCAGCCUCAAAAAUACACUUCUCAGAUCCAAUAUCUGGUUGAUGAGGUCUACGGUGAUAUUAUAUCACCCCUGAACGCCAUCCACGCGCACAAUUGCCAGAAACCCUUCAAAAGCCAACCACCAGAGCAGGAUGCAUGGUGGGAUUCUCUUUACGACAGGCUCAUCGCCAUCUUGCCCAUAUUUGAUAAGCACCUCAGAGACCUGGCUACCGAGAAUGAGUCGACAGUGGCUGAGUGGAUACCGGUAUUGUCCAAACGCUACGACAACCUAGCCCCAAUGCCCUAUAGCGACGAAGUGAAUCAACACGCGCGGGACAUGCGAUUUUUCCUGUAUGACAACAAGAUUCCUCCAUCGGCGGUAUGGCAAAGCGGCCAACUCGUGGCCAAUAAUGAUUUCAAGGAGACGUUCGAGAAAUUUUUGGAACUUGGGCACGAGAAUCCGCCUGCCCAAGACGCCGCAGUCAAGUCAUUGGUGAGAAGAUCGCAGUCAUUACUUCGUGAUGCCCUACAGACCGUACGGCUUCAUCAUGAGCUUGCAGCACCGCCACCUGCGCUUUUCGACAAGCACAAGAGCCCUACGUAUGUUGACCAUUCGUGUACCGAUCCUGCCUUCUUUUACGGGCUUGAGCAGCGGGCAGGAGCUCUAAACUUGAAGCGUCGCCUCGGGGGCGAGGUCAGUGCGGAAGACUCGGCUAAGGAGAAGCAAGCUCGUGCAGUCAAGACAAAGGGGAAAGAAAAGGCAAAGGCGGGACAGAAACGGUCUGCCUCGAGUCGGUCUGGACGGUCGGCAACCAAGAGAAAAAGGAUAGCUGUAAGCCAAUCAGAACCCACGGAAGAAGAAUGCACCCUGGAGGACGUCGAUGCUCUGAUCCAGACCCUCCGAUAUCAAGCCGGCCUCAACAAAGUCAAACCGUCGGCAGGAAAUUCCCCUAUCAUGGAGACGGUUGGGCUUCGGCCGGACACUCUCAAAUGCUACAAACGAGCUCUCAGGGAUAUCAUUGAUAAGUGCGCGUCAUUCUAUGCCGAGAUGGAGGAUGGCUCCAAAGAUACUGACUGGCUGCUCGACCGCCUUGAAAAGGAGAUAACCGAGACAAGGGACAUCAUAGAAGAGUAUCUAGAGUUCCCAGACGACCAGUAUUCCAACAAGCAGUCUCGAAUAUCUGCUUUUCAUGUCAAGUAUCUGCGGUCUAUGCAUCUUAGGGUAGCUAUCGCCUCCUCGAGCCAGCGCCAGCACGAAUCGUGGGUGAGCAUGAUAGAAGAUUGGGUCCUGUACGAGAGGGCCUGGAACGGGGCCGACGUGCUGGCCCUCAGGCGUAACACCAGAGGCACCCUCAAGAACCGUCAGGCUUACCUGGACCGCAUUGCUGACCGGAAUACGCACAUCGAAGAAUGGACUGAGCGUCUUGAGGCGUUGUGCGAGACAGAGACGGAAUCGACAUCAUCAUCAGAUGACGAUAACGAGACCAAACAUGAUGAUAACCGUCUUAUUACAACGAAGUACGGCACCUUGGACCCCUACACGCUAUAUUUACCCAACAUAUUUUGCCAAUGGGGCGGGAUACGUCAACGCGAAGCGUACCUUUAUGAUUACGACCCUGUUACCAACGAAAGGAUAGGGUACGACCCGGAGAAAUCAGGGCUGACACCCGGUCUUGAUGAAGCGUUUGCUGCCGGCGGUCCUCCCGAAUAUCAGAAGCUGCCAAAGGAGACGGUAUAUGAAAAGCUACAGUACAUGUUCGUCAUCACUCACUGGCGCUGUCUCCAAGUCUUGCCUUUGCUGUUGGAAUGGUCAAAUAGGUUGAGUUGGAGGAACAAGAAGUCCGAUUAGUCGCGUAUUUUCGUCCUAUUAUUGAGCAUUCAUCAACCUAAUGCAGCUUUAUGGACUCACACAAUAAGAUACAAUAGAGAGCAAGCCUCAAUGACUUACCUCGCAGACAUUGUUCGUUGACAAUCAUGCAGUCCACCUGAUUUUGUGCCCGGUAUUGCAUGUUAAACCAUUCGGAAGUUUGCCAUGUAGUCUACCAUAUUGUUCUGGAGCUGCUGCAAGCGAUGAGUUGCAAUUAGCAUAAUGAGCACUUCAUACGCCUCAAGUUCGAAUGAUUCUAAGAGCUCGGCCUCGUGCCUGCUCAUGC
Pseudomassariella vexata is the source of this 2227-nucleotide messenger RNA. RefSeq lists its product as uncharacterized. NCBI's taxonomy places the organism in Eukaryota, Fungi, Ascomycota, Sordariomycetes, Amphisphaeriales, Pseudomassariaceae. The coding region runs from base 1 to 1923 and encodes 640 amino acids. The record is from RefSeq and is a predicted model, not a curated record. The transcript has a single exon.